Messenger RNA from Loa loa (African eye worm), 432 nucleotides. RefSeq lists its product as hypothetical. The record is from RefSeq and is a predicted model, not a curated record. Bases 7 to 432 code for a protein of 141 amino acids. Gene Ontology annotation, molecular function: potassium ion leak channel activity. The transcript has 4 exons. Gene Ontology annotation, cellular component: membrane. Gene Ontology annotation, biological process: potassium ion transmembrane transport; stabilization of membrane potential. NCBI's taxonomy places the organism in Eukaryota, Metazoa, Nematoda, Chromadorea, Rhabditida, Onchocercidae.
GCAUUUAUGUUUCGCGAAAUUGAAUACCCGGAAGAAUUGAAAUUUCAGGGGCAUAUAGAAAAUGAUACAUGGACGGUAGUAAAUGAAUUAUAUAGGUUUAUUGAUUCAAGUGAUGUUAUUGAAGAAGAAGAAGUGAAAAAUAAAGCACAUCAAUUGCUCAAAGUUUUUGAAUUACAACUUGUUAAUGCUAUCAAUUUUGAAGGUUAUGAUGAUAAAGAUGAGAUAACACCAAAUUAUCAAUGGACAUUUUCUGGUGCUUUAUUAUUUUCAAUAACUGUUUUCACAACUAUCGGGUAUGGCCAUAUCUGCCCAAAAACACCUUUGGGACGUGGUAUGACAAUGUUAUAUGCAAUGAUAGGUAUACCUCUCAUGUUGCUCUGUUUGGCAAAUAUUGCUGAAAGCCUUGCUCAGGUAGUAAUAAUUUUCAAUUAG